AACAACGAGGCUCGACAAACACAGUAGGACCAGUCAUAUAGGUAAAUUUGAGCACUGCUGAUUUCUUCAGGACUACGUCGACGGUAAAGGCUCAAUCUAUGUAGAUUGAGAUUUGCUUAAGUCAGUAUCUACACAGAUAUUCGAUCUUCAAGACUCGUUUCUCACACUGUGAAAUAAUCACGGUUCCAUUGCCCCAUAUAAGCUUGGCAUUCAUCCCCUCGACAUCAACCCAACUGAUCACCCAAAUUGACGGCUUUGUGCGAUGGAUAAAAACUAAAUUAUCUUCAUUCUCAUAUGCGAAGCGAUUUUUAAAGCUAGAACACGAUGUCGGAACCUUGGGGCCCCAAUACCGCCUCGCUCGUCAGGAAGGGCCUCGGUUACCUGGCCUUGAUUUGCCUGGCCGCUUUCUUUUAUCGCCUAUAUCAAGUUCGAAUGUUGUUUCGACGGAUCCAGAAGGAUUACGGCAUCCCGAUUCUCCCACACUCCUUUAUAUUUGGCCAUCUGGUGACGAUCGCUAGAGCCAGCAUGAAAUACGGAAUCCCGCGAGACGCCCAUGGUCAUUGGACGUUCUAUCACCUCAAGCGGGAAUAUCCUGAUAUUCUGAAUAAAGGUAUAAUGUAUAUGGAUGUAUGGCCAAUUGGAUAUCCUAUGAUAGCAGUCUAUCAUCCGGAUUUGAUGGCCCAGUUCAUCCAGGAGAAUAGUCUCCCUAAAUACUGGGCCAUGGGGCAAGUUGAAUUCAAGGCCUUCACAGAAGGUGAGGACUUGUUGAAUCUGGAUGGCCCAGAGUGGAAGAAAGCUCGGAGCAUAUUCAAUCCUGGCUUUUCAGCUAGGAACCUUUUAUCGCUCGUUCCGAAUAUGAUAGAGGAAGUCUUAGUCUUCCGGGAGCGACUCCGAAAAGCCGUGUUAUCUGACCAAGUUGUGCGGCUCGAAGAUUAUACGACAGAUAUAGCCGUAGACAUUGUUGGGUGCGCUGUAUUGGGAGCACGCCUGCAAACACAAGUUAAGCCAAGUCGAUUAAUGACAACAAUGAAAUCCCAGAUUAGCCUCAUGUUUUUCGAGCUUGAUAUUAUGAAGCUGUUGAACCCAGUUCGAGUAUUCAAAAACUUGAUAUACAAUCGCAUCAUUCGGGACGAGUUAGUCCCUUAUAUUUUGAAUACAGCUCAGAAUUAUGAAAAAAUUGAAGGACCCAAAACCGUUAUCGCCCUGGCUUUAAAUUCAUAUGUCAACGAAACACAGGAUUACUCUGCCAGAGGGGAUAUUCCGCGUGAGUUCAUUGAGCGAGUCGUUAAACACAUCAAGAUUUUCAUGUUCGCCGGACACGAUACGACCGCUACUGUCCUUGCAUACGUAUAUUACCUGCUCGGCAAGCAUCCUGAUAAAUUAGCUAAGAUACGGACUGAGCACGAUGAGGUUUUAGGUGUCGACCCAACAAUCGCUGCUGACCGCAUUAGAGCCGACCCUACAUUGCUCAACAAGAUGCCCUACACGAUCGCUGUCCUCCGAGAGACAUUGCGCCUAUACCCUCCCGUAGGUGGUUCGAUUCGCCAGUCCCCGCCGGGACACUUCCUUACACAUCCCGAAACUGGAGUUCGUUAUCCGACCCAUGGUUUUAUGCUACAUUCCUCUGCGUCGACCCUACAACGCGACUCAGAUUACUGGCCCGAUGCCGACUCGUUCAUUCCGGAGCGAUUCAUGACGCAUGACGAUAGCGAUCCUUUGUACCCCAUAAAGAACACCUGGCGGCCAUUUGAGAUGGGACCACGAGCGUGUAUCGGCCAAGAAUUGGUUUCCGUGGAGAUUAGACUCAUCCUCGCCUUAACGACGCGCGAGUUCCAAGUCGAGGAGGCCUAUGCCAAGGACGCGCCAGAAUGGAUGGGUGAUAAAGCAUAUCAGAUCUUUAACCCCGAUGUUGUCGCCGCGGCCCAUAUCAAAGAUGGCCUCCCCGUGAGGGUUAAAUCUAGAAAUCUGAACUAAUAGAUGGCUCUUACGAUAGUUAUAUAAACAUAUCACAUUCGAGUAGCAUCGUUUACAGCAAUAAUCACAGAGACACAUAUGAAAUGAUGUCUCUUCAAAAUGGGUAAUGAGCAAAAUCUUUACUAACGACACCUCGACACCGUGAGACCAUCUAAUUGGAUUAAGAAUUCUGAGUUAUACACCUAAUAUGCUUUAUUUAUGGUUAAUAAAAGGUUGAUCGCCAUCGGACUUGCACCCAGCCAGAUUGGCUGAACGCUUAGCAAGCAUCCCUUGAUUCUUCUCAGCCCGGGUCAUAUACUCAGUAGCCUCAUCAACCACAACGCGCAGGUCCUCGUCGACUUCGGUUCUUAUUUCCCGGAGACGACGCUUCCAAAAACACCAUCGCUCAAGACUAUACCCGCUUUCGCCGGUGUAUAGUGGCCCUCCGCGAUACGGACGACCACG
Molecule: messenger RNA, 2418 nt
Organism: Annulohypoxylon truncatum
Lineage: Eukaryota; Fungi; Ascomycota; Sordariomycetes; Xylariales; Hypoxylaceae
Product: cytochrome P450
Exons: 4
Coding region: 325-1974 (549 amino acids)
Molecular function (GO): heme binding; monooxygenase activity; iron ion binding
Source: RefSeq, a predicted model, not a curated record